CGCGGCGGCCGGCCCGGCCGGGGGCGGGCGGGAAGGUGGCGCCUCGGGCGGAGGCCGGUCCCUGCACCAGGUGACCUGUUCCGGCCCGUAUCCGGGCGGCCUCGCCAUGCAGCGGCGCGGCGCGGGGCUCGGGUGGCCGCGGCAGCAGCAGCAACAACCCCCGCCGCCCGCGGUCGGCCCCCGGGCCGCAGCCAUGGCCCCCCCGAGUGGCGGCGUCCCCCCGGGCCUCGGCGGCCGCCCUGCCUGCGCGCUGUUCCUACUCUGCUACCUGAAUUUUGUGCCGUCUUUGGGCAGGCAGACUUCCCUGACUACGUCGGUGAUACCCAAAGCUGAGCGGAGCCUGGCUUACAAAGACUUUAUUUAUUUCACUGUCUUUGAAGGAAACGUUCGCAACGUUUCUGAAGUCUCGGUCGAGUACUUAUGCUCUCAGCCUUGUGUCGUCAAUUUGGAAGCAGUCGUUUCUUCUGAGUUCAGAAGCAGCAUUCCCGUGUACAAAAAGAGGUGGAAGAAUGAGAAACACCUUCACACCAGCAGGAGACAAAUAGUACACGUGAAAUUUCCGAGCAUCAUGGUUUACAGAGAUGAUUAUUUCAUCAGAUAUUCCAUUUCGGUGUCCGCGGUGGUACUACGCGCCUGGAUUACUCACAAAUAUAGUGGUGGAGACUUAAAUGUUAAAUGGGAGGAAAACUUGCUAUACGCCGUGGCGACGAAUUAUACUCUGCUGACUACCGUCCCGCCUUUUGAACGCCCUUUCAAAGAUCAUCAAGUGUGCCUUGAGUGGAACACAGAUUAUAUUUGGAACCUUCGAGCAAACAAGAUUCCCCAGUGUCCUCUUGAAAAUGAUGUGGUCACCCUCCUGGGCUUUCUCUAUGCUUCCAGUGGAGAAAACACAGGCAUUGUGAAGAAGUUCCCGAGGUUUCUGAACCGAGAGCUGGAAGCCACCCGACGCCAGCGGAUAGAUUACCCAGUGUUUACUGUUUCAUUGUGGCUUUAUUUACUCCAUUAUUGCAAGGCCAAUCUCUGUGGAAUUCUGUACUUUGUUGAUUCUAAUGAGAUGUACGGCACACCCUCUGUAUUUCUUACCGAAGAGGGCCACUUGCAUAUUCAAAUGCAUCUAGACAAAGGAGAAGACCUCGCUGUAAAAACUAAAUUCACCGUACCUUUGAAGGAGUGGUUUAGACUGGAUAUCUCUUUUAACGGAGGCCAGAUAGCAGUGACCACCAGCAUUGGACAGGAUUUGAAAAGUUACCAUAAUCAGACCAUUAGCUUCCGGGAGGAUUUCUAUUAUAAUGACACCGAUGGGUAUUUCAUUGUUGGAGGGAGCAGGUAUGUGGCCGGCAUUGAAGGGUUUUUCGGACCCCUGAAGUACUACCGCCUCCGCUCUCUGCACCCUGCGCAGAUUUCUAAUCCCCUCCUUGAGAAGCAACUUGCUGAACAAAUCAAGUUAUAUUAUGAAAGAUGUGCAGAAGUUCAAGAAAUAGUGUCUGUGUAUGCAUCCACGGUACAGCAAGGGGGCCGGAGACAAGAAGCAUGUGACCUCCAGAACUCCUACCUGGACCUGAAGCGCAGGUAUGGGAGCCCGUCGACGUGCAGAGCCUUCCCCUGGGAGAGGGAGCUGAAAGAGAAGCACCCCAGCUUGUUCCAGGCCUUGCUGGAGAUGGAGUCGUUGACUGUGUCAAGGAACCAGAAUGAAUUUGUAUUAGAAAUCGGUGGGAGGAUAUUUGAGAAAGCUGUAAGGAGUCUCUCCAGCGUUGAUGGUCUUCACCAAAUUAGCUCUGUCAUCCCCUUUUUGAUGGAUUCCAGCUGCUGUGGAUACCAUAAAGCAUCCUACUACCUCGCAGUCUUUUAUGAAACUGGAUUAAAUGUACCUCGGGAUCAGCAGCAGGGCAUGUUGUAUAGUUUGGUUGGAGGCCAGGGCAGUGAGAGACUGUCCUCAAUGAAUCUUGGCUACAAACACUACCAGGGUAUUGAUAACUACCCCCUGGACUGGGAGCUGUCCUACGCCUACUACAGCAACAUUGCCACCAAGACGCCCCUUGACCAGCACACGCUACAAGGAGAUCAGGCAUAUGUUGAAACAAUUAGACUAAAAGAUGAUGAAACACUCAAGGUACAAACGAAAGAAGACGGAGACGUCUUUAUGUGGUUGAAGCAUGAAGCUACCCGAGGCAAUGCGGCAGCUCAGCAACGACUGGCCCAGAUGCUGUUCUGGGGCCAGCAAGGUGUGGCCAAGAAUCCGGAAGCGGCGAUUGAGUGGUACGCCAAGGGCGCCCUGGAGACCGAGGACCCGGCGUUAAUCUACGACUAUGCCAUUGUGUUAUUCAAGGGUCAAGGAGUAAAAAAGAACAGACAGCUUGCGUUAGAGCUGAUGAAGAAAGCCGCUUCCAAGGGAUUGCAUCAGGCAGUCAAUGGCCUGGGAUGGUAUUACCACAAGUUCAAGAAAAAUUAUGCGAAAGCAGCACAAUACUGGUUAAAAGCAGAAGAAAUGGGGAACCCAGAUGCAUCAUACAAUCUUGGAGUCCUGUAUCUGGAUGGUAUUUUCCCAGGAGUUCCUGGAAGGAAUCAAACUUUAGCUGGUGAAUAUUUCCAUAAGGCUGCACAAGGGGGACACAUCGAAGGAACCUUGUGGUGUUCCCUCUACUAUAUCACAGGCAACCUGGAGACGUUCCCUAGAGAUCCCGAGAAGGCUGUUGUAUGGGCAAAGCACGUAGCUGAGAAAAAUGGCUACUUGGGCCAUGUCAUUCGCAAAGGCCUCAAUGCCUACCUGGAGGGCUCAUGGCACGAAGCUUUGCUGUAUUAUGUUUUAGCAGCAGAAACUGGAAUUGAAGUGUCACAGACAAAUUUAGCACACAUCUGUGAGGAGCGCCCAGACCUGGCCAAGGCAUACCUGGGUGUUAAUUGCGUUUGGAGAUACUAUAAUUUCUCUGUUUUUCAAAUCGAUGCUCCUUCAUUUGCAUAUUUGAAAAUGGGAGACCUUUACUACUAUGGCCACCAAAACCAGUCACAAGACCUUGAGUUGUCCGUGCAGAUGUAUGCCCAAGCAGCACUGGACGGAGACUCACAGGGAUUUUUUAACCUGGCCCUGCUAGUUGAGGAAGGUGCUAUAAUCCCACAUCAUAUUUUGGAUUUCUUGGAAAUUGACCCAACUAUCCAUUCUAAUAACAUCUCCAUCCUGCAGGAACUAUACGAAAGGUGCUGGAACCACAGUACUGAGGAGUCCUUCAGCCCCUGCGCCCUGGCCUGGCUUUACCUUCACCUACGGCUUAUCUGGGGCGCCAUCCUGCACUCUGCCCUGAUCUAUUUUCUGGGAACCUUCCUGCUGUCCAUAUUGAUCGCCCGGACCGUGCAGUAUUUCCAGUCUGUCUCAGCCACCAGUUCCCGUCCGACACCAGCCCGGGCUUCCCCAGACUCCACCGCUCCCAUUGCAAGUCCAGCUGUGACUCCAGCUGCAGAUGCCUCCGCUCAGGACCAGCCCACGGUCACUAAUAACCCGGAGCCUCGUGGGUGAACUAUGCACUCCAGGUCUCUCCAGAUGAGAGACAAUCCUUUCAACGGCUGGUAUUGGGAAGCUGGGGCCACGGCAACAUACUGAUAAACACCUUAAAUGUCUUGUCAACUGGAUGCAAAUUUU
Molecule: messenger RNA, 3631 nt
Organism: Equus quagga
Lineage: Eukaryota; Metazoa; Chordata; Mammalia; Perissodactyla; Equidae
Gene: SEL1L3
Product: SEL1L family member 3
Exons: 24
Coding region: 107-3508 (1133 amino acids)
Molecular function (GO): protein binding
Source: RefSeq, a predicted model, not a curated record